Messenger RNA from Medioppia subpectinata, 756 nucleotides. The record is from the annotation of a GenBank genome assembly. NCBI's taxonomy places the organism in Eukaryota, Metazoa, Arthropoda, Arachnida, Sarcoptiformes, Oppiidae.
AUCGUUGAAUUCAAUGACCGGACACUGGAGUCAAGCGAUAAGAUGCUGUCGAGUGGCAAAUGGGAAGACGUUGUCUGCUAUAAGAAAAAUCGCGUUUUGUGCCAGAAAUACGUUGAAUUGAAUCACAUAUCUGUGAAGAAAGCACUUUUCAAAACUCAAACACAAUUGAAUUUUAUCACAAAAGCCUUCAAUGAAUUUCGACAGAGAAGUGAAGAGUUGUUUCACCGAAAACUCAACAAUUUUGAAGAAGAAUUUCAUUUAUUUCAAGAAAAAACCAAAUAUAUUGAGUCUAAAUUGGAGGUCAUUAACAACAAAACUGAUAUAUCAUUGAGAGAGACGGCGGCCGCAGAGUUUUACAUAAGAGAGUUUAUCGAUAAUCCGGUGCCGUUAGGUUUUGUUUACGUGCAAUUGCCGGGACAGCCCGAGCCCAGCGUCUUAUGGCCAGCAGUCCAGUGGUCAAACAUUACCGACACUUAUGGCGGGCUAUUCUUCCGGGUGUUUGGCAACAGUUCUGAUCCGUUCUCUGAGAUCCAAGAGGACAGUGCGCCCAGACUUACGGCUGUUGUAUCGCAAGUGAAACAAAAGUCAGGAAAUCGUAAUUUCAAUGAACAGUUGCGACCGAACGACAAAUGGAGUAAAGAUUUGUACACCGGUUCUGAUGGCGGAGACGACAACUAUUACAUGUCUUUUAAAUUAUCUUCCGGUGAAGUGAGGCCUAGAAAUACAGCCGUUUAUAUAUGGAAACGAACCAAAUAG